Molecule: messenger RNA, 1094 nt
Organism: Coccidioides posadasii C735 delta SOWgp
Lineage: Eukaryota; Fungi; Ascomycota; Eurotiomycetes; Onygenales; Onygenaceae
Cellular component (GO): cytosol
Molecular function (GO): oxidoreductase activity
Source: RefSeq, a predicted model, not a curated record
CGUCCCUGCAUUCAAGCUCUCCGGACUUUCACGCGAUAUCAUCAAAUUAUCUCCCGAAAGCCGACCCAUUUUCCAGAGUUACGACCGGUACUACAUUACAAGGGCCGUCCAAUCAUCCAGCAGGCGUACGCCAGAAGCACAAUGGCUACAGCCAUGGGAAAGCGCCUUGAGGGCAAGACAAUCCUAGUGACGGGCGCUUCGUCCGGAAUUGGGAAAAGCACCGCGUUGGAAUUCGCCCGUACAUCGCCCAAGAAUCUGAAGCUGAUCGUCACCGCGCGAAGGGUCGAUUCGUUGAAACAGCUUGCCGAAGACAUCAAGGCCGAAGUUGGCGAAGGUGUACAAGUUUUGCCGUAUCAAUUGGAUGUGAGCAAGCCCGAGGAGAUCGAGAGAUUCGUAGACUCGUUGCCUGCUGAGUUCCGCGAUAUUGAUGUGUUGGUGAACAACGCAGGCCUUGUCAGAGGCGUUGCGAAAGCUCCCGAGAUCGACACUGAGGAUAUCAAGAUAAUGUUCGACACGAACGUUACCGGAUUGAUAAACAUGACUCAGGCCAUAUUACCAAUUUUCAAGGAGCGUCCCAAUGGCGGUCGAGGAGAUAUCAUCAACAUCGGAAGUAUUGCUGGCCGAGAAGCGUAUCCCGGAGGCAGCAUUUAUUGCGCAACAAAGGCUGCGGUCCGCAGUUUCACAGAUGCUCUUCGGAAGGAGCUCAUAGCAACAAGAAUCAGAGUUAUCGAGAUUGACCCUGGCCAGGUGGAGACUGAAUUCUCUGUCGUUCGAUUCUACGGUGACAAAUCUAAGGCCGAUGCCGUUUAUGCUGGAUGCGACCCCCUCACGCCAGAUGACAUCGCCGAGGUUGUCGUCUUCACGGCUGGGCGGCCGGAGAAUGUGGUCAUUGCGGACACACUCAUCUACCCACAACACCAGGGCUCCCCAACCGCCUUGCACCGCCGCUCAUAGAAGAUAAAACAUUUCCGAGCACGCCUAGUCCUUGCCCCUCCCUUGUAUAUGGUCUGAGGAGCGGGCUUGUUGUUUGAACCACCCGAAACACAUAGAAAGGAAGGCCAUCCAUGAUGCAAAUAGGUCUAGAAUCCUUAGAC